AAGCAGUGCUCAAGAUAUAUCUUUCUACGUCUCGCUCCGGUAACUUUCUUUUCGCAAUUGCCCUGCAUCAACUUACGGUCAUGUCGGGUAAACGGAGGCUCAUGGCUAUACAGCCAGCCAUUAGCGGUAUCGUUCGCUCUCAUACAAGCUUCAAUGGCUUGCGCAAAAGCAUCGCAUACCUGCCGCCGUUAUCGGUAGCUGGUUCACGUCUACCACGCAGACCCGCGGUACAAACCAGGCAAUACGCUACCAACAACUCUGCUGCGAUCUCUGAUCCAGAUGCAAAAACACCUCUAUACGAUCUCCAUGCAAGCUAUGGAGCCAAAUUUGUACCAUUCGGAGGCUAUGUCAUGCCCGUCCAGUACUCCGACCUCAGCGUUGGGGAGUCACAUAAGUGGACGCGCGAAAAAGCCAGCAUAUUCGACGUUAGCCACAUGGUUCAGAAUCGUCUCACCGGACCAUUAGCUAUAGAGUUUCUCGAGACUAUAACACCUGCCGAACCUGCCGUUCUUGCACCCUUCACCUCUACCCUCUCCGCACUUCUCAAGCCAUCUCCCCGCGAAGGCGGUAUAAUCGAUGAUUGUGUCAUUGUCCGUCUUGGUCCCGAAGAGUUCUACUUCGUCACUAACGCCGGCUGUCGAGAGAAGGACCAUGCCUAUCUUUCGUCCGAACUCAAAAGGUUCCAUACAAAGCACGGCGAUGCCCCUAAAUGGGAAAUCUUAGAAGGCAAAGGAUUAAUCGCCCUACAGGGACCCCUUGCCGGUCAAAUACUAGAAGAUGCACUAGCUGGUACCGACAAGGCAAAGCUAGGAGGGCUAUACUUUGGCUGUUCUAUGUAUGGUAAAGUCACCCUGCCCACUGGACAAUCAAGCGACCUACUCAUUUCACGCGCUGGGUACACCGGCGAAGAUGGAUUCGAGAUCUCAAUCCCUGCCGAGGAAACCACCGCGGUGACACAAUUCCUGCUCGAGAGUGCAGGAAAGGAGAAGCUCCGUCUUGCAGGUCUAGGUGCGCGAGAUAGCCUGCGCUUGGAAGCCGGCAUGUGCCUUUAUGGGCAUGAUCUAAACGAGGACAUCACUCCACCUGAGGCCGCCUUAUCGUGGAUCGUGGGCAAGAGUCGCAGAGAGAAAGGCGGUUUCUACGGCGCCGACACGAUCAACAAGCAGAUCCUUGGAGUGAAGAAAGGAGGUUCCCCUAUCGAGAAGCGUCGGAUAGGACUGAUAGUAGAAGGAGCCCCUGCCCGUGAAGGUAUGACCAUUCACGACGACACAGGGGCAGAAGUUGGAGUCAUCACAUCUGGAUGCCCUUCGCCGACACUGGGAAAGAACAUCGCCAUGGGCUAUAUCAAGGAUGGUAUGCACAAGUCAGGUACAGAGGUCCAGGUCAAGGUCAGGAGCAAAAUGCGCAAAGCAACAGUGUCGAAGAUGCCAUUCGUACCAAGCAAAUACCACAAGCCUGCUGCACCACCAUCCUAAGACAUGCAUCAGGACUGAGCAUUGGAGUUUGGAGCUUUGAUUAUGGAUUACGAUUUUCAACAAUCCUCGAGCGGAGGUGCUCGUAUGUAGGGGAUCUAGCGGUAUAACUUGAACUAUGUACCCAUAAGUUCAACCAUGAAACCAAUAUGUGCAACACCUAAUG
This is a messenger RNA of Pseudovirgaria hyperparasitica, 1638 nucleotides long. RefSeq names its product glycine cleavage system T protein. Gene Ontology annotation, biological process: glycine catabolic process. Bases 81 to 1475 code for a protein of 464 amino acids. Gene Ontology annotation, molecular function: protein binding; aminomethyltransferase activity. Gene Ontology annotation, cellular component: mitochondrion. The record is from RefSeq and is a predicted model, not a curated record. The transcript has 2 exons. Lineage: Eukaryota; Fungi; Ascomycota; Dothideomycetes; Acrospermales; Acrospermaceae.